CGUGAUGUCCUUCGUCGUGGUGAUGUUGAUUCUCCUCAUGGACGUGAUCACGUUCACUGUUGUGAUUACGAUCGGCUUCUGCGUGAUCACGUUCGUGAUCGUGGUCUUGAUCGUGAUCCUCUACGACAUCAUCAUCAAGAUCCCGAUCGUCAAGAUCAUCAGCGUCGUCGUCAGAUUGACGAGCGCACGUGAAAAUGAAGUGGGAGAGACAGAUGACAUGUUCAUCAUUAUGACUCCGCAGAAUGCCGUUGGAAAUUGCAUCCUCGAUGACCUUGGACGCAUGGUGAUGGCAGCAGGAAAGAGACCAGUGAUCAUUGUUAAUCCCAGACUAAAGGAUAUGCCAAGUGCUGCGGGGGUAAUGCAGGUUGCAGGGAGAAAAGAGAGAAUGGAGUUUGUGGAUUCAUUUAAGACAUGUUAUCAUUUCCGGCUUUUGUACCUAUCGGGAACCAACUUCUAUCCCAUUCUCGGAGCACUCAGAUACUCCUAUCCAGGCCCGUAUGAGGUAUAUAAGCGAGAAGAUCUUCCAGAGAAAAAGGAGAGAUAUCUGUUGAUGGACACAUUUGAGGAGGAGCCUCGUGGAGAUGACUUCGCUCUUGCACUGGCCGGUAGGCAACGGAAAAUUGAAGCAGCUGCUCCAUUCUGGAAGUUCUGGUGACAUGAGGCUGCUCGUUAGGUUACGAGAAGAGGCGGUUGGUUGCGGCGAAAUGGACCUUAGCAGAAGCUGAAUGUGGUAAAUUAGAACCGAGCAAAGUGGGCAGAAAGGCUGAUGUCGUGACCAGGUGGUGGUGGUUGUAAGGAUUGAAGCUUGUGCAAUCUGCAAGCAGGAGAGUGACACCUCUGCUUUUUUUUUCUUUUUCUUUUUUUUCUAUUUUGACAGUGUAAAAUCUCCAAGUUCCAACUUCAAACCUAAUGGUUUCAGAAAUCUCCAAGUUCCAACUUCAAACCUAAUGGUUUCAGAAAGAUGAUAAAGUCCGAUAAACACAGUUCAAAUUUUAAACUUGAAAACUAUGUGGUUUUCGUUGGGGGUUGGCAGAGGCUCAAGCCACAUGUGUAACACAACCUGACAACCCAGGUUGCACAGGAGUCCUGGACUUUACUCACGCCACACCCACCCUUGGACUCUUUGACUGACCGCGUUCAUAAUGGGGGGCGGGUCAGACACAUCCUGGAAAACUCUAUUGUGAGUGUGCCCUAGAAAGUCCCAGCGGAAAGCCCACAUAACUGUAGCUUGAAAAAGGAAGGGUUUCACUUAGGGAUGCGGUUCACCUCUCUCUCUCUCUCUCUCUCUCUCUCUCUCUCUCUCUCUCUCUCUCUCUCUCUCUCUCUCACACACACACACACACACACACACACACANCUCUCUCUCUCUCUCUCUCUCUCUCUCUCUCUCUCUCUCUCUCUCUCACACACACACACACACACACACACACACACACACACACACACACACACACACACCAGCGAGGGCGAACAGGUCACCGUUGCCCGUACUCGACCGUACCCAACUGUAACCGCUAGGUUAUGGGUGGUGCUGGGUACCCCUUCCAAAGUGGGAGUUCGGUAUGGGCAGGCAAAACAAUAGUGCCCGUUGUUAGGGCGGGCACAGUUGUCCUUAUGGAGAUCAUGGGCGGGUAAGGGCAGGUAGGGGCAGGGGGGAAAGAAAAAACCCUAGUAUGGGCGGCCAAAAAGAAACAUAGAACAGGUAUGGGCACGUACAGGUGGCAACGAAAAAAAAUGGUAUGGGUACGGGUGGGUAGACAGGUUCCUAUCGGGUUACCGUGGAAUACCUGGUGCCUACCCAUUCCAACUCCCCAGUCCAGCCACCCCCCUCCCUCGGCCCCCCUCUCAUGCCACUACAACUUCUAGGCGAAAAGAAAUUUAUCCCGCUGCCUCGUCAAAAGUCCCAAACAGCCUUUUUUUUUUUUUUUUUGCCGUGCCGCUGCGUUGUUGAAAGCCCAAAAGUUUCCUGACUUCGAGUUGGACCUUUCGAGUGUUGCCUCGCUUCACCACUCACGAAAUGCAAAGAAGAAAACAAAAAGAUUCAUUCUCAUUUUCAACAUUUCGCGAGUAGCGGAGCAAGGCCAUUGCCUCCCGCCCCUUUCCAUUCCGUGUUCCCACUACUCCCCGGAGUCUCCAACCGUCGUUCACGUCCCCACCCUUCGUCCUCCCCGCCACCCGUAAUUGUCCAUCCUCCAUAGCGUCCAUGGCCGGCGUCGCAGGUGUGACCCAGCAGGAGGGCGUUUCAGGUGUGAUCAGCAGCCGCAGCAAGCGUCAGGACUCAGGAGACGGGCAUGGCUGGUUACGGGUGGGUGCCUACAAUUGUGGGUGGGUACUGGUAAAGAAAACCUGGGCUGCGUAGGGUAUGAGUGGUUAACAAAUAGUUUGGGUUCAC
Chara braunii is the source of this 2392-nucleotide messenger RNA. The record is from the annotation of a GenBank genome assembly. NCBI's taxonomy places the organism in Eukaryota, Viridiplantae, Streptophyta, Charophyceae, Charales, Characeae.